GGGCCAGAGCAGCAGGGUCAGAGCGCCAGAGCCAGAGCUGGAGCUCAAGAGUCAGAGCGCCAGAGCCAGAGCGCCAGAGCCAGAGCGCCAGAGUCAGAGCACCAGAGCCCUAGUGUCAGAGCCAGAGUGACAGAGCCAGAUCCAGAGACAGAGUGGCAGAGCCAUAGCAGCAGAGCCAAAGGGGCAGAGCCUGAGCGGCAGAGUCAGAGUGGCAGGGCCAGAGGAGCAGGGCCAGAGCGCCAAAGCGCCAGAGUCAGAGCGCCAGAGUCAGAGCGCCAGAGUCAGAGCGCCAGAGCUGGAGCGCCAGAGCCAGAGCGCCAGAGUCAGAGCCAGAGCGCCAGAGCAGGAGCGCCAGAGCCAGAGCGGAGCCAAAGUGCAGAGCGCCAGAGCCAGAGCGCCAGAGCCAGAGCGCCAGAGCCUGAGCGCCAGAGCCUGAGCGCCAGAGGCAGGGUGCCAGAGUCAGAGCGUCAUAGUGCCGACCCGAGCCACAGAGCACCGCCAGAGGAUUGCCAGAGCCAGAGCGCCCAAGCGCCAGAACCAAAGCGCCAGAACCAGAACACCAAAGCCAGAGCGCCAGAGCCAGAGCAGGAGCGCCAGAGCCAGAGCGCCUGAGGCGGAGUGCCAGAACUUGCAAGCCACAGAGCACCGCCAGAGCCAGAGCGCCACCAGAGCCUGAGCGCCAGAGCCAGAGCGCCAGAACGCCAGAGCGUCAGAGCCAGAGCGCC
Sycon ciliatum is the source of this 725-nucleotide messenger RNA. Its product is annotated as protein TsetseEP-like. Lineage: Eukaryota; Metazoa; Porifera; Calcarea; Leucosolenida; Sycettidae. The transcript is spliced from 2 exons. The annotation marks the transcript as partial. The record is from RefSeq and is a predicted model, not a curated record.